AUGGAAGCCGCCCCGGCGUCGGCCACGGGCCCCUCCCCUCUCGGGGUGCGGGCGGUGGGCACGCGCCCCGUCCCGCUCCCGGUAGACCUGCAGCCGACGCCCACGGCGCAGCCCCAGGCCCUCAGGCCGCUGUCGCUGGCGGGGGUGGGCAGCCUGGCCGAGUGUUGGGCGGCCCUCCGCGACGCCAACCCGGGGACGGACCUGGAGCCCACCCCCCACCUGGUCUUCCUCGAUGCCGAGGAGGACUGGCUCGUGCUGGACGACAACGUCCCCUGGGACCUGGUGACCGAAACCGCCCAAAAACUCAUGCUUGUCAGCACCCUGUAA
Molecule: messenger RNA, 327 nt
Organism: Auxenochlorella protothecoides
Lineage: Eukaryota; Viridiplantae; Chlorophyta; Trebouxiophyceae; Chlorellales; Chlorellaceae
Exons: 1
Coding region: 1-327 (108 amino acids)
Source: RefSeq, a predicted model, not a curated record